AUGAACUUUAUUCAACAGUACGUUGUGUCAAGUCGACUGCAGGUUGGUGUUUGUAAUUUCACUGGGAGUUCUGCAUUAGAAAUCAAUAAUCCUGAGAUGAGUGAUACAGCUGGCUUAAAGCACCCAAGAGCCAGGAGACCCAAAAUAAUUGAGGCUGCAGCAGGAUCCAGGGAACAACUGGACAAUAUGAGCAACUCCUCUCGUGAAGAGCAGCCAAAACGCAGGAGGCAGCUGUUACCCAGCAUGUCCUCGACACAAUGCGUCACGAGAGGUGUGAAUGAGUCGCCGAAUGUUGACGACAGAUGUCGAAGUCAGAAAAGGGACCGUAAGCGAAAGAAGAGGAGAACACGAUCACUAUCAACAUCAGGUACCUCGUCCUCCUCAAGUGACAGUGAAUCGGGACUGGAAAGCUCUGAUUCUAGUGAGAGUGAUUAUGAGGACCAUGGUGAAGUUGUAGGCGAGUUGCCCUCAACAGCCUCUUUAAGUAGUAGUUCAAGUGAUGAGAACGAGGACGCUGAUAUUGAUGAGCAAAAGGAGAAACAUAAUUCAGAGAAGGAUGAUAACCUGUUAGAAAGAAGACUCUUCCGGAAGAAGACCAAGUAG
Messenger RNA from Ostrea edulis (European flat oyster), 603 nucleotides. Its product is annotated as protein FAM133-like. The transcript has 4 exons. Lineage: Eukaryota; Metazoa; Mollusca; Bivalvia; Ostreida; Ostreidae. The record is from RefSeq and is a predicted model, not a curated record. Bases 1 to 603 code for a protein of 200 amino acids.